AUGAAUGCGAUCCAGCGCAGGGUCAUCCGGGCGAGCUCAGGGGACACCGUGGCGGCCCAGCCCUUCACCCCCCCUGGGACCCACUUUGGUGCGGUGCUCCUCAACGCCGAGCUGGAGCCCAUCUCGCGACGCGGGGGGGAGGUAGACCUGCCUGCGCCCGAGGUGGAGACCCACAUCCAGUCCAGAUUUGCAGACCAGGUCUUCACAUCGGGUCAGGAGCUGACCUUUGAGUUCCAGGGCCUCAACUACCUGCUGAGAGUCAGCACGCUGACCGUAGUGGUGCCAGGGGGGGAGCAGCAGACUGUGCCGCGGGCCAUGCUGUCCCUGGCCACCAGCUGCGUGUUUGAAACAAGAAAGGGGAGCGGCAUCAAGAUUGUGGGCCAGAAGAGCAUCAUGACCUCCCAGCUGUUCAAGCAGCGCGAGGUGUCCUUUGAGAAGCUGGGUAUCGGAGGCCUGGAUUCCCAGUUCCGGGAGAUGUUCAGGCGAGCAUUCGAGUCCCGGCGCCUCCCCCCCUCGGUUGUGGAGCGGCUGGGGAUCAAACACCGGAAAGGCAUCCUGCUCUAUGGGCCGCCAGGCACGGGGAAGACGCUGAUUGCCCGGCAGCUGGGCAUGAUGCUGAACGGCAAGGAGCCCAAGGUGGUGAACGGGCCUGAGGUGCUCAACAAGUAUGUGGGGGCCUCAGAAGAGAACAUCCGGAAUCUCUUCAAGGACGCCGAGGAAGACUACCUGAAGAACGGGGACGAUUCCGAGCUGCAUGUCAUCAUCUUUGACGAGAUAGACGCCAUUUGCAAGUCUCGCGGCAGCGUGCGGGACGGGUCAGGCGUGCACGACACCAUCGUCAACCAGCUGCUGACCAAGAUCGACGGCGUGAACGCGCUGAACAACAUACUGGUGAUUGGGAUGACCAACCGCCUGGAGCUCUUGGACGAGGCCUUGCUGCGUGAGGGGCGGCUGGACGUCCACAUGGAGAUCGGCCUGCCAGAUGAGAACGGCCGCCUCCAGAUCCUCAAGAUUCACACCAGGAACAUGAGCGAGCACGGCUUCCUGGCAGGGGACGUGGAUCUCGCUGAGCUGGCGCACCGCACCCAAAACUACAGUGGCGCCGAAUUAGAGGGGUUGGUACGUUCCGCAACUUCUUUUGCGCUGGACCGCGAGACCGACAUGGCCGACUUGUCCAAGCCGGUGGUGGAGGAGAACAUCCGCGUCACGCGCGCCGACUUCCUGCGCGCCCUGGACGAGGUGAGGCCCUCCUACGGCGCCGCCACCGAGACGCUGGAGCAGUACCGACCGGGCGGAAUGCUGGACAUCGGGCCGCAGUACCACGCCACCCUGGCGGAGCUGCAGCAGCUGCUGGAAAGCGUGGAGCAGCAGGAGGCGGUGCCCCUCUCCGCCGCCCUGCUCUGGGGCGACAGCGGAACGGGGAAAACGGCCCUGGCCUCCACCCUGGCCAUCGACAGCGGGUUUCCCUUUGUCAAGGUGGUGACCACCGACUCCAUGGUGGGGUAUUCGGACGCCGCCCGCUGCUCCCAGAUCACCAAGGUCUUCGAGGAGGCCUACAGGUCGCCGCUGUCGCUGAUCGUGCUGGACGACAUCGAGAACCUGUUGGCCUAUCGCAGCGUGGGCCUGCGGUAUGCCGACGCCGUGCUCAGCGUGCUGAUUGAGUCGCUGAAGAAGCUGCCACCCCCCGGGCACCACCUGUUUGUCAUCGGCACCACCAGCAACAAGGAGAUGAUGCAGACCCUGGGCCUCAGCAAGUACUUCCAGCUGGAGCUAGAGGUGCCCCCACUGGACUCCACCGCCGUGCAGAUGGUCCUGGCGGCGAGCGGCGCGCCACGCGGUGUGGACUUCUCCGCGGCGGCCGAGACCCUGUACGGCGAAAGGGUCCCCAUCAAGGACCUGCUCUUCGCCCUGCAUGUGUCUGCACAGGGUCUGGCCCCCGGCGAGACUACCGUCUCGGCCUCGGCCUUCCAGAGGGUGUGGGCCCGCAUCGCCAAAGCAGAGGCAUGA
Molecule: messenger RNA, 2007 nt
Organism: Auxenochlorella protothecoides
Lineage: Eukaryota; Viridiplantae; Chlorophyta; Trebouxiophyceae; Chlorellales; Chlorellaceae
Product: Vesicle-fusing ATPase
Exons: 13
Coding region: 1-2007 (668 amino acids)
Biological process (GO): intra-Golgi vesicle-mediated transport; Golgi to plasma membrane protein transport; SNARE complex disassembly
Cellular component (GO): Golgi stack
Molecular function (GO): ATP binding; ATP hydrolysis activity
Source: RefSeq, a predicted model, not a curated record